CAACCAGAAGUGUUUCCAGGCAAGGAGGCAGUGUGGAAAAGAGUAGCAUGCAGAGGAACAUAAAACACAUACAGAAUACACACCUGGCAGAAAAUGGAGGCAGUGAGGAGGUGGCAGGCAGACUGGAGGUAUCCCACUACUCUGCUGUGUAUUUACGGAUUCUUCAGCACAGUGAAACCCCUGGAGCCUUUCCUCACCCCCUACCUGACCGGACCGGACAAGAACCUGACAAUAGAACAGGUGAACAACCAUAUUUUCCCGGUGUGGACGUACUCGUACCUCUCUGUGCUGGUGCCGGUGUUCCUGCUCACUGAUUGGCUGCGGUACAAACCGGUAGUUAUUUUCCAGUGUCUCUCCCUCUUCGCCACAACGGCCACGCUGCUCUGGCUCAGAAGUGUCGCAGCCAUGCAGGCCAUGCAGUUCUGCUACGGGGUGAUGACAGCCAGCGAGGUGGCCUACUUCUCCUACAUCUACAGUGUGGUGGAUCUGAAGCGCUACAGGAAGGCCACGUCUUACUGCCGCAGUGUGCAGCUGCUGGGCUACACCGUGGGCUCCGUGCUGGGCCAGCUGCUGCUCAGCUUCGAGCUCAUGUCCUACGACAACAUCCUGGUGCUCACUCUGGUUCUCACCUCCAUCGCUCUCCUCGUGGCCUGCCUCCUGCCAAUGCCACGGCAGAGCAUGUUUUUCCACAGAAAUAAAACAGUGACAGAGGGGACAAAGACGCAUGGAGAUGGGACUGAGGAUUCAACAGAACACUCAUGGAGAGCAAAGGUCUCCCUGGAGGAACCAAGAGAUGAAAUGGUGGAGAAAGAAGCAGGAGAAGGAGUUGAUGAAAAGGAUAAGGACCUUGAGGUUGGUGCGGGAAGCUGCAGCCAAGUCCUCCUCCAGCUGUGGAGGGACUUCAUCCAGUGCUACUCCUCCAGACAGCUGCUCUACUGGUCAGUGUGGUGGGCGAUGGCCACCUGCGGCUACAACCAGACAGCCAACUAUGUGCAGGUUCUGUGGGAGCAUGUGCAGCCUUCUCAAAAUGGCAGCAUCUACAAUGGAGGCGUGGAGGCAGUGUCCAACCUGUUAGGAGCAGCCACAGCGUACGGUAUCGGCUUCACGGAGGUGAGGUGGGAUCAGUGGGGGGAGCUGGCUCUCGGGGGUUUCUCUGGACUCGGAGCAGCAGCACUCUUCCUCAUGACCUUCAUCAGUAACAUCUGGGUCUGCUACGCCGGUUACAUCGUAUUCAAGUGCCUGUACAUGCUGCUGAUAACAAUAGCCAUGUACCAGAUUGCAGCCGACCUGACGAUGGAGAGGUAUGCUCUGGUGUUUGGAGCGAAUAACUUUGGAGCGUUGGCUUUGCAGACCAUCAUCACCUCUGUGGUGGUGGACAGCAGAGGGCUGGGCCUGGGCAUCAUUCCUCAGUUCACCAUAUACGCCAGCUACUUCUCACUCAUCGCUGUCGUUUUCUCACUUCGGGGACUUUUUACCAUUUGGAGACGCAACAAAGAGUCCACUGCUGCCGUCAGAAAUGACCCUCCGGACUGUGACGAACACAAAUUCUGAAUACAUGGGAUUUCACUUUGCAGAGUUAAAAGCUUCAAAUUACUGCCGACUGCAACACCAUGAAUAUAAAUAUAUAUAUUUUUUUAUAUAUAUAUAUAUCUA
This is a messenger RNA of Trematomus bernacchii (emerald rockcod), 1653 nucleotides long. RefSeq names its product solute carrier family 19 member 3a (gene slc19a3a). Lineage: Eukaryota; Metazoa; Chordata; Actinopteri; Perciformes; Nototheniidae. The record is from RefSeq and is a predicted model, not a curated record. Bases 94 to 1551 code for a protein of 485 amino acids. Gene Ontology annotation, biological process: transmembrane transport; vitamin transport. The transcript has 7 exons. Gene Ontology annotation, molecular function: vitamin transmembrane transporter activity. Gene Ontology annotation, cellular component: plasma membrane.